AUGGUGUUUAGCGUAGUCAAGGAGCUUACGCAAGGGGCGACACGUAAGAAGACCGAUGGAGGGACACGGCAUGUCAUGAAUCAACAGGAGGUUGAGGAAUGGAAGGAACAUUUUCAGGCGAUCCAAACGGGCAGAGGGGAGGUCUCGGAAAAUGUCUGGGAGGAUAUGGAAUCGCGGGAUGUUUGUAUGGAGUUAGAUGACCCCCCCACGCAAGAGGAAGUUCGCCGAGCGGUAAAUGCCAUGAAGCGAGGCAAAGCCGGAGGGGAAGACUCCAUGGUGGCAGAAUACCUAAAGCUGGGAGGGGCGGAAAUGCAACGAGUUCUGUACAGGGUUGUCAAGCGUUGUUGGGAGGAGGCAACUCGCGCCCCGGACGGUAAAACGGAAGGAUUGAGAGUCGAAUCUGAAGCCCGUCCCUCCACGGAUGUCCAGUGGAUAGGAGAAAGCAAGUCAGUUAAACACGUGGGAGCAAUGCUGUCGGAGAGGGCGGGGCACACGGCGGAAUCAGAAAGAGCAGCACGCAAAUGCAUACAGAAAAUUGAAGAAAUCUCGUCAGCCUGGACCAAGGGCAAAGCUGCGAAACGUCGCAAACACGAUCUCAAGAAGAGUGUUCGCGUCAAGAUCCUCAAAGCGAAGCAGCGAUGUCCGUUCAAACAGGCUCAAUGGAUCAACUCAUGCCUUCGGGUCGCCGACAUCUCGGAAAUGGACUGGUUCCGCCUGGCUCAGGAUCGCGGACAGGAUCGAGGAACUCAACUACCGUAUCCACCAGUUUGGUAUCUGUACACGGAUGGGUCUGGGGGCAGCGGUGGCUCAGCAGCCGGGCCGCAAAUGGCCGGGUGGGGUGUAGUGGUGUAUGGGGUCAAGGAUCCGAGCCCGGAUCUUCCAUGGUUGGCGGCGUUAUAUGGACCGGUUUGUACGGCGGAGUAUGACCCAGUAUGGAUGGGCGCGCGAAAGGGGACCAACAACACAGCGGAGUUAUCUGCCAUCGGGGAGGCGUGUAAGAGGGCCAUGGUACUGUAUGACUCCGAGUACGCCUACGGGAUAGCGACAAGGUCCAGUUCAGGAAUUGCGAUCUACCCCAACAUCAACCGGACUGCCGGGGCUAAGGUCGACGAACUCGUCGGGACAGUUGAGGAGCAUGGACAGCGGUUGGAGCGGUGUGAACUCCGACUUGAGGACAUACAAUCCUACCGCUUCCUGCGGGUGGAGCAUUCGACGUCACUGGACAAGCUAUGGCAGGAUGUGGAAUCCGGGGAAGUGCUUAAGCCUGCUAUCCGCGGUACUGCUGCACAGGUGCUUUACAAGGAGCUUUGUGAAGUGGUGGGUGCUAUGCAGGACGAGGACGGGCUCAAGGCAAAGGCGGCGGAACUGUCCGGGGAUAAGCGACCUCUGCCGGAAGCAGCCUCGAGACGCGAGGCUGCUGAAGGAUGCAUUUUGGAGAACCUUGUGGAGUGGGUCUCGAGGGACUCCAAGGGGGUUAACAACAUACGGUUGUUGCCGGGGGAACCCUCUCGUUUGGUAUCUGAGCGGAUCAAGCGGACGCUCAAUUGGGCUCUGUACGUGUCGGCUAAGAUGCCAAAUGCCUCGAGUACCCUUCAGAUCUACAUGGACAGAG
This is a messenger RNA of Symbiodinium sp. CCMP2592, 1612 nucleotides long. Lineage: Eukaryota; Dinophyceae; Suessiales; Symbiodiniaceae. The record is from the annotation of a GenBank genome assembly.